Linderina pennispora is the source of this 1533-nucleotide messenger RNA. RefSeq names its product ARM repeat-containing protein. NCBI's taxonomy places the organism in Eukaryota, Fungi, Kickxellomycota, Kickxellomycetes, Kickxellales, Kickxellaceae. The transcript is spliced from 6 exons. Gene Ontology annotation, cellular component: nucleolus. Gene Ontology annotation, molecular function: mRNA binding. The record is from RefSeq and is a predicted model, not a curated record. The coding region runs from base 1 to 1533 and encodes 510 amino acids. Gene Ontology annotation, biological process: regulation of translation.
AUGUCAUGUGACGCGAAGCGCAAGGAGGCGGCGACACCGCAGGAGUCGCGGCAGCAGCAGAAAAAGCAGCGCAUCGAGCGGGUGCUGGCGCAGCCGUCGGGGGAGCUCAAACUAGCGGCGCGCAAGCUGUGGGAGACGCUCCGGCAACGCGACCUAGAGGCAUCGGUGCGCUCGCAGAAGAUGACGGAGAUGAUGGCGCUCCUGUCGGGCCACAUCAAGGAGAUCACGUUCAAGCACGACAUGAGCCGGGUGCUGCAGACGUGCCUGAAAUACGGCACGGCAAAGCAGCGCGACCAGAUCGCCGAGGAGCUGCGGGGCGGGUUUGUGGAGCUGGCGAAGAGCACGUACGGGCGGCACAUUGUGCUCAGGCUGCUGAAGCUGUCGAACCGGUUCCGCGGGGAGAUCAUCGAGUCGUUCUACGGGCAGGUGCGGAAGCUGAUCAAGCACAAGGACGCGGGGGUGGUGGUGGAGGAGUGCUAUGCGACGUAUGCGAAUGCGCGGCAGCGGUGGUUGCUCUCGGCGGAGAUGUACGGCAAUGAGUUUGCGGUGUUCAAGGACGACCAGCUGAAGUCGCUGGACGAGGUGCUGGCGAAGAACCCGCAGAAGCGCCAGCCGGCAAUGCUGUCGCUGAAGGGCGCGCUGACGCCGCUGCUGGAGAAGGCCACGGUGGGCCAGUCGAUAGUGCAUCGCGCGCUGCUGGACUUUCUGCGGCACGCCGACCACCCGCAGCGCAUGGAGAUGAUCGAGACCAUGCGCGAGCUGGUGGUGGAGAUUCUGCAUACGCGCGACGGCGCCCACGCCGGAAUGCUGCCAUCGAUCAAGUCCAUCAAGCCGUUCGCCGAGCGCGUGGCCAAGGAGGAGUACGGGCAUGCGGUGAUCCUGCAGGCCAUGGACUGCGUUGACGACACGGUGUUUGUCAACAAGACGCUGGUGCCCGAGCUGCUCAGCAACGCCCACGAGCUGCUGGCCGACAAGUACGGCAGACGCGUGAUCCUGUAUGUCCUGGCCGGCCGCUGCCCGCAGUACGUCGGCAGCGAGGCCCUGAAGAUCCUGGAGGCCGGCGACAGCGUGCGCGCGGUGACCAGCAAGAAAGACCCCAGUGCCAGGCAGCGCGAGCUGGCCGGGCCCGUGUCCGAGCGCCUGCUCCUGUGGGCCGUGUCCGAGACGCUGCUGCGCGCGCUGGGCGACAAGCAGCAGGCGUGGGAGGCGGUGCUGGCGCUGGUGCGGCGCCAGAUCUCGGACAAGCACGUGUUGGUUGAUCCGAUUGCCAAUCGCGUGAUCACCAACUGCAUCAUCGCCGAGCACACAAAGCCCGAGGGCGCGGUGGUCGGCGACCAGAACCCGCAGUUCGGCUCGGACGUGCUGAGCGCUCUGGAGGAGGAGGGCUGCUGGUGGAUGCGGCAGUGGCGGGCGCGUUCCCGGACCAAGGAGCUUCUGCAGGGCGCGCGCGCGCAGAUCGCGCAGGCCAUGGACAAGGCCGAGAAGAAGCGCGCCCUGUCUCGCAGCACAGUAGUCCAGUUUUUUGCCCAGUAA